GCAGAGCAACGUGCAGUACGAUGCGGGGGUUUCUCAACUCCGCGGCACUCGUCUCUUCUGAAGGAUAGGCUUUACCUAUCCCUUUGUAAAUUAUAUUUUUGUAGGAUUUUUAUAAUUGUUUCAUCCAAGACUGUCUCCGGACCAAUAAUUUGCAUUCUGAUCGGAAUCUGUCUCAACUAAAUGCCCGUGGCGUAGCGAAAUAGGGGCACUUUGAGUGAAGGACGCGUUGGUUUACUUACAAUCAUUCAACAGAUAAAAACCAUCCGCGGAUCAAAGUUGAUCUGGAUAUCUGCUUGCCUGGAUAGAACGCAACCAUGGCGGAUGCUGCAGCCGAAUACGGCGUGAAAGUAAUGUGCCGAUUUAGGCCACUAAAUGAAUCCGAAAUAACAAGAGGAGACAAAUACAUCCCCAAAUUCAAAGAAGACGACACCGUGGUUAUAACUGGUAAACCGUAUGUCUUUGACCGCGUCCUGCCUCCCAAUACAGCCCAGGAGCAGGUCUACGAUGCCUGUGCCAAACAGAUUGUUAAAGACGUCCUUGGAGGAUACAAUGGAACCAUCUUUGCCUAUGGACAGACCUCCUCGGGGAAGACCCACACCAUGGAGGGCAAGCUCCACGACCCCCAGCUGAUGGGAAUCAUCCCACGCAUCGCUCACGACAUCUUCGAUCACAUCUACUCCAUGGACGAGAACCUCGAGUUCCACAUCAAGGUCUCGUAUUUUGAGAUCUACCUGGACAAGAUCCGAGACUUACUAGAUGUGUCGAAGACCAACCUGGCUGUGCAUGAGGACAAGAACAGAGUUCCCUAUGUCAAGGGUUGUACAGAACGCUUUGUGUCCAGUCCAGAGGAAGUCAUGGAUGUCAUCGAUGAGGGAAAGGCCAACCGGCACGUGGCUGUGACAAACAUGAAUGAGCACAGUUCCAGAAGCCACAGCAUCUUCCUGAUCAACAUCAAACAAGAGAAUGUGGAAACAGAGAAGAAACUGUCAGGGAAGUUAUACCUGGUGGAUCUGGCUGGGAGUGAGAAGGUCAGUAAGACAGGUGCUGAAGGAGCCGUGUUGGACGAAGCUAAAAAUAUCAAUAAGUCCCUCUCUGCUCUGGGGAAUGUCAUCUCUGCUCUGGCUGAGGGGACAAAAAGCCACGUCCCGUACAGGGACAGCAAGAUGACCCGUAUCCUGCAGGACUCUCUAGGGGGGAACUGUAGGACCACCAUCAUCAUCUGUGCAUCUCCUUCCAUCUACAACGAGUGUGAGACCAAGUCUACCCUCAUGUUCGGACAGAGAGCCAAGACCAUCAAGAACACUGUGUCUGUGAACCUGGAGCUGACUGCUGAGGAGUGGAAGAACAAGUACAACAAGGAGAAAGACAAGAACAAGAGUCUGAAGAACGUUAUCCACAGGCUGGAGAUGGAACUCAACCGCUGGAGGAACGGUGAGAACGUCCCUGAGGAGGAUCAGCUGAGUGCUAAGGAGCAGAAGCACCUGGAGCCGUGUGACAACACUCCCAUCAUAGAUAACAUGGCUCCAGCUAACGGACUGGUUCUGGUCUCCACCGAGGAGAAGAGCAAGUACGAGGAGGACAUCAGCAAUCUGUACAAACAACUGGACGACAAGGAUGAUGAGAUCAACCAGCAGAGCCAGCUGGCUGAGAAACUCAAGGAACAGAUGUUAGACCAGGAUGAGCUGCUGGCGUCGACGAGAAGGGACUAUGAGAAGAUCCAUGAGGAUCUGUCUCGUCUGCAGACGGAGAACGAGGCUGCCAAGGAGGAGGUGAAGGAGGUGCUGCAGGCGUUGGAGGAGCUGGCUGUGAACUACGACCAGAAGAGCCAGGAGGUGGAGGACAGGAGCCAGGCCAACCAACAGCUGCAGGAGGAGCUGCAGCAGAGGACUACGGUCCUGUUGUCAGUUCAGAUGGAGCUGACCACGCUCCAGGAGCUCAGUGGACACCAGAAGAAGAGAGCUGCAGAGAUCCUCCACCUGCUGCUCAGAGACCUCAGUGAGAUAGGAGCCACCAUGGGCACCAGCGACAUCAAGGUGAUGGCUGAGGGGAACGGUAACGGUGGAGUGAUUGAGGAAGAGUUCACCAUGACCCGUCUCUACAUCAGUAAGAUGAGGUCAGAGGUCAAGUCUCUGGUGAACCGCUCCAAGCAGCUGGAAAGCUCCCAGGGUGACACCUCACGCAAGAUGGCCGCCAACGAGAAGGAGCUUGCUUCCUGUCAGCUGCUCAUCUCCCAGCACCAGGCCAAGAUCAAGUCCCUGACAGACUACAUGCAGAACAUGGAACAGAAGAAGAGACAGCUGGAGGAGAGUCAGGACGCUCUGACUGAGGAGCUGGCCAAGAUGCACGCUCAGGAGAAAAUGCACGAGGUGUCAGUGGUGGACACGGAGAAGGAGCACGUCAGUAGACUGGAGGGUGAAGAGGAGGUUAAGAAGACUCUAGAACAGCAGAUGGAGGCUCACAGAGAGGCCCACCAGAAGCAGCUGGCCCGACUCAGGGACGAGAUCGAUGACAAACAGAGGACGCUGGAUGAACUCACAGAUCUGAACCAGGGCCUGAUGCUGGAGCAGAGGAGGCUGAUGUCUGACCAUGAGAAGCUGAAGGUGGAGGAACAGGAGAAGGACAUGAAGCUCCAGAAGCUGGUCAUCUUCAACGAGCAGAGAGAGCAGGCCAGACAGGACCUCAAGGGACUGGAGGAGACUGUGGCCAAAGAGCUGCAGACUCUUCAUAACCUACGCAGGCUCUUUGUUCAAGACCUCACAACACGCGUCAAGAAGAGUGCAGAGCUGGACUGUGAGGAUGGAGUGGGCAGCGCCGCCCAGAAACAGAAGAUCUCCUUCCUGGAGAAUAACCUGGAGCAACUCACUAAAGUCCACAAGCAGUUGGUGCGUGACAACGCGGACCUUCGCUGCGAGCUUCCCAAGCUGGAGAAGCGUCUGCGGGCCACGGCCGAGCGGGUCAAGGCCCUGGAGAAUGCGCUGAAGGAUGCCAAGGAGAAUGCUAUGAGGGACAGGAAACGCUACCAGCUAGAGGUGGACCGCAUCAAGGAGGUCGUCAGGGCCAAGAACAUGGCCAGGAGAGGAAACUCCGCUCAGAUCGCUAAGCCCAUCCGGCCAGGCCAACACCCCCUGUCUUCCCCUACAGUCAUCAGAGGAGGAGGCCUCUACAGCCACAGCUACAACCUCAGCACCAAGUAACCAUGUAGAAUCUAGACCCUGAGUCACGAGUGCAUGUGUGGUAGGUACAGACUGUCCCAUUCCCAGUAAGACCCCUCUGCCCUCAUCCUCUUUUUCUUCCCCUGGGUCUAGGAGUAAGACCCCUCUGCCCUCAUCCUCCUGUCCUUCCCCU
Messenger RNA from Oncorhynchus nerka (sockeye salmon), 3345 nucleotides. Its product is annotated as kinesin heavy chain-like. Bases 315 to 3194 code for a protein of 959 amino acids. Gene Ontology annotation, biological process: mitotic cell cycle; microtubule-based movement. The record is from RefSeq and is a predicted model, not a curated record. The transcript has 25 exons. Gene Ontology annotation, molecular function: microtubule motor activity; microtubule binding; ATP binding. Lineage: Eukaryota; Metazoa; Chordata; Actinopteri; Salmoniformes; Salmonidae. Gene Ontology annotation, cellular component: microtubule.